Hypoxylon trugodes is the source of this 3091-nucleotide messenger RNA. RefSeq lists its product as uncharacterized. Bases 615 to 2813 code for a protein of 732 amino acids. Lineage: Eukaryota; Fungi; Ascomycota; Sordariomycetes; Xylariales; Hypoxylaceae. The transcript is spliced from 3 exons. Gene Ontology annotation, cellular component: plasma membrane. The record is from RefSeq and is a predicted model, not a curated record.
UCCAAGGUUCGUCAAUAUCCCACAGGAGAGAAUUGGUAUCCAGGCUAACCUAGGACAUUGAUAAAUCUGUCGUAACGAGUCGCAGUUAAGACAGGAGUUAGAAUACGAAGUUAUUUCUCUUGGGUAUUGUAUAGGAACUCCCAAACGACUUUCAGCUAUAUGUGUUUUAUCCCGAUAUGCCUCCAAGGGGGCAUGUCUUAGAAGCACCAUUUCUUAGUAUCGCUUCUUCAAUUAUCCCUAGCUCGAGGAGCUAGAUUAACUUAACUAUGUUUUCUGGUAUCAUUUCAAGGGGAGGCAAGAGAUUUACGAGUCAAAUAGUUACUGAUCGACGAGACUUUAUUGUCGUUGUAGUUCACUCCCUAACCAUGGGCAUUCCAACCCCAGCCAUACUAUCUACAUUGACAUCGGAGGCUGAAAAUAGCUCCUUUCCCUUUCCUUACGAAAUAUUGAAUUCAAAUAUCCCAGGAAUACGCCUUCCUUUCCUUUUUAAUUGAUCACACUUUCUACGCUCCUUCAUAUCCUUUCUUUACACAACUUUAUCAUACAUUUCACUUGAGAUACUUCACUUAUAUUGAUGCUUAUGAAUAAGGCAACCAACCGAAUGCCAAUUCAGUAUGGCGCCGUCAUAUCAAUCUAGAAUCAAAGCUGCGGCUUGUCUAUUAGCCUCAUCUACCCUCACCAACGCCCAAGCCUUUUACUACGAAGAUAUCUUACAAUCCUGCAAGCCCGAAUACGCAUUCCAAGAACUCGGCUGCUACACCUCUUCCUCACCACCGUUUCCUUUCGCCCCGCAAGCCUGGGUCCCGAACCAAGACCUGUCGUUCGCAUAUAUCCAAUACAAUAGGGGCGACCACAUCAAUACUACUGUAACACCCGCUCACUGUUCUAAUGCGUGCCGAGUGCAUGGCUACAAGUACGCGGGACUAUGGAAUCAACAAUGCUUUUGCGGAAGCACAUUAGCAUUUACGAAGACGGACGGAAAGGCGGUCGCGCUGGGAACGACGAGUGCGUCAGCCUGUGCGAACACUGCUGAUCCGUGUCCUGGGGAUAGGAGGGAGAGUUGCGGUACCAAUGCCGCAGCACGAAUCUUCGUUGAUCCUUCAUUUAGUGAUGUAUUAAGCACCACACCCGCAGCCUCGCUUGUAAGCGGGUAUGGGCUAUUGGGAUGUUUCCAAGGCCUUAGUCUCCCAUCUGGGGAUUCAUUCAUUACUUCUCCAAGCAUGGUCUUUACGAGUAGCAAUGGGUGCCUGUCCUACUGCGCCGACUUGGGAUUACCGUAUGCAUACAUGAGUUCGGAUUCUAUUAGUGGUACUCCGAGUAUCCAAUGUUUCUGUGGCGCAGCUUUCGGUAACAACGCUCAAUCCAUCGCCGUCACAACCAGCGAUAUCAGUUGCUAUAAAUCCUGUGGCAACAUCGACCAAGCCUGUUCAGCGCAAGAUUGCUGCGGAAGCAGGGGCGGGCCGUUCCCGGUAUACGCAAACCCGAAUUUGAUGGGCUGUUACAUCCCCCGGAUUCCCGAAUCCCUAGACUCUUCUAUCGCCGCUCCAGUGAGCGCGGAAUACAGCUGCUUCGCGACACUCUCGAGCAUCGCAAACCGUCCCACGGCCGCAUGGUCAAGCUACGGCCCACCGAUUUCCCGCACCGCAACUUUCGUCGCGACCGCCCAACCUGCGGCGACUCCGUAUGUCCUAUACGGAUGUUUCUCGCGGUCCAGUCUCGCGGAGGUACUCCCCUCCGCACAACAGGUCGAGAGUUUUUCCUCUACCGAAGUCUCAGUUGACUCAUGCAUUGCAUACUGUGACAUCAAUAGCUUCCGCUGGGCGGCGCUUGUUGGUUUGCCCACGGUUGCAUGUCACUGCUCGAAUGGAGAUAUUGUAUCCCCCACGGGUGAGAUUGAGAAUAUGCAAGAUUGUAACCAGCCAUGCCCCGGAUCUGAUACGCAGAAUUGCGGUGGUGCGGGGCCGCUUGUGUAUGGUGUUGCGAAGGGGACGGGACCUUGGGAGAAGUCUUGGAGUCAGGCGUAUGCUGUUACGCCGACGUAUUCCUGCUGCGAUGAAUCCACCACGAGUUACACAACAACCGGGACCUCUAGCUCAAUUCCAAUAGCUGAAACCACUACAUCAACCAUCGCAACAUCUAGUAGCUCCACGAUAUCAAGUACUUUAACAUCAACAGUCUCCUUAACAACAACGACAACCUCGCCCCAAACAACGACAACCGCCGCCACCACAUCAACACCUACCCCCAUUUCACCCACUACUUCCACAUCCCCGUCAGGCAUCCCAGGUAUCAUCGACAUACCGGGUACAUCCAUAAUCCUCUCCAUCAUCCCCACCCCCAACUCCGCCAACACCAAAUCCAGCAUAUUCAUCGGCCCCGGAAAUCCCAACACCUGCACGCGCGCCACACCCUUCCACCUAAAAUCCGGUCAACUAUCCAACAGCGCCGACGGACAAUUCAUCUCCACCAAAAAAGACAUAUCAUUCCAACCUUUCUCCGCAUCAUCACGUCAAGGUCCCAUCGCGACAACCUUUAGUGUAGUCAAUGGCCGAUUACACUGGUAUGAUAGCGCGUUUUACCAGGGUCGGGCGCGGUACUGUCGUGUCGCGUCUUCGGGACAGGUUUAUAUCGUAUUUCAUAUUGAUAAGACUUGGCCUGAUAGAUGCGAGGAGGUUGAUAUUGCCGUGCAUCUCGCUUCGCGAUGUCAAGGUGGUGAGAUUGUGCCUGGUGAGUUCGUGUUACCUAGCGCUGAGGCCGGUGCGACGGGCACUGCGAGCAGUGGUAGCGGUGGUGUUUCGAGGGAGGAGUUGUGAAGAAAUCGAUAUGCAAGUAUACUUGUAUGGAUGAUAUCUCGCUGCGCAGACUGUCAGAGGAAGUAUGACUGGUUGGGCGGGCUCCAGCCAUUGCAUAGAUUCAUACCCGACAGAUUGACGGAUGCACAGAAAUAAGGGAGUGACGGGAGGCAUCAACAGCAUCAUGAGAUACCACGCAUAAUUAUAAAUUUAUAUUUCAUUCGCCCCGUUCCUUGCAUCUUUACGUAUCAUGCAUCUUCCUUUUUGCUGUUGUCUGACUUUCUACGGUAUGUUUAAGC